Molecule: messenger RNA, 1310 nt
Organism: Mytilinidion resinicola
Lineage: Eukaryota; Fungi; Ascomycota; Dothideomycetes; Mytilinidiales; Mytilinidiaceae
Exons: 2
Coding region: 429-1310 (293 amino acids)
Source: RefSeq, a predicted model, not a curated record
GCAUGCCCACUUCCCAUUCAUGCAGCAUGCGGCUGAAGUCUACAACUUAGUACAAUAGCAAAACGCCGCGCUGACCUCAGCGUUGGAAUAGACGACAGCCCGCCUGCACGCAGCGGGAGCGCUUGCAAACGGCCGAAUAGAAGGCCUGACUGCUUUAUCGCCAUCGUCCUGCAUCAGCAGCCACACAGGACCUAGAAUUCAGCUUCCGCGUCAUCUGAUAGACGCCCGCUCCGAGGUAGAGGAGGGCGGAAUGACGAAUAAAUGGGAGGGCUCCCGCGGUCGGACUUCAGCCCUGUCAAGAUCAUUCUGUGUUACCAUCGAAUCCUUCUUUUCUAUUCUAUCGCGAGUUCCAUACUGGACAAUUGGCUUUGUCUCUCACGCGUCAAGUUUCAUUUAGGACAUCAUCUUCCUCCUUUUCCAUCCCAACAAUGCCAUCACAACCGGCCCCUCUCACCACCACCCCACCCCUCCUCCGCCUCCCCCUCGAACUCCGCGACCUCAUCUACGCCCUCGUCUUCGCCGACCUCGUCAUCACGCACGCCCUCCCCACCCCGUCCUCCUCCUCCUCCUCCUCUCCCAAACCCCUCCCCCCUUCCCACCGCACCGCCCUCCUCCGCACCUCCUCCCAACUCCACCACGAAGCCCGCCCCCACCUCCUCGCGGCCACCACCCUGCGCUUCCCCUCCACAGAAAGCCUCCUCACCACCCUCGUCCCCCUCGCGCCCGCCACCCUCUCCCACCUCCGCCGCAUCCGCGUCACCGCCUACCCCUUCCCGCUGCACACGGACCGCGGCAUGCGGUACUACGCGACGUAUGGCUUCGCGGCGGCGCUGGCGCUGCUGCCGGGGCUGCGGGUGCGCGAGCUGGAGGUGGAGGAUGCGUUCGGCGGGACGGCGGCCGAGGGCGUGGCGAGCGAGGUGGGCAGGCUGGUAGCGAGCGACGGGUGGCAGGAGCUGCGGCUUGUGGCGCGGACGGCGGGGGAGGCGCAGUGGGGCGGGCUUGCGAGGGUGGGGGAGUGGGAUCGGGCGCUGAAGGGGAAGGAUGGGGCGAGGUCGGGGGCGAGUGUGAGUGUGUGGGUGGGUGGGAGUGGUGCUGGGAAGGAGGUGCGGUUGACGGCGACGAGGGGGAGGGGGGCGGAUAUUGUGCAGGGGGCGCAGGGAGAGGAGGGGAGGAGUUGGGCGGAGAUGAAGGGGAAAGGGGUGUUUCCGGAUGAUUGGGAACGGUGGUAUUAUGAUGAGGCAGAUAGAGCGGGGUGGUUGUACGGGGGUUGGAGUCGCAGGAUGCAGUUGGCGGUUAGGGGGUUGAGGUGA